UAGCUCGAAAAAAUCUAUAAACUGAACAAUAAACCUCAAACACCGUUCCCAGUGAGUUCUUAUUUGUAAGUGUGAUUUUCUUGUUGGAUUGAAUUUUGUUUGUCUGUCUGUCUUGAUCUUUAACUAUUAGAUCUUUCAAUCCAUAUUCAUUACUUAAUCAUUAUAUUAUAUUGUUACAAGUGUAAUCUGUAUUAUCAGUCGCACUCAUUUCAAUAGAUUUCAUUCAACCUUUUACCUCAUAUCUAGUGUAUGGGAUUAUUACUGUUUUAUCUUAUUUCUCAAUCAGUAUAUCUUAUAAAACGUAAAUUUUACGAUAAAUCCAAACUAAAACUCAAAUAUAAUAAUAAUAUCAAUAUCAAUAUGGAAAAGCAAUCUAAUCUCGGAUCAAUAUCCAAUUCUGGUCCAAUCUCAAUCUUAUCUUAUUGUAUAUCAUCAAUUCUUAUGACUGUUACCAAUAAAUAUGUUUUGUCAGGUUUUUCAUUUAAUUUAAAUUUCUUCUUAUUGGCAGUUCAAUGUAUUGUUUGUAUUGUAACCAUUGGUUCUUUAAAAUCUUUUGGAAUUAUUACUUAUAGACAAUUUAAUUCUGAUGAAGCUAAAAAAUGGUCUCCAAUUGCUUUCUUAUUAGUUGCUAUGAUUUAUACUGCUUCAAAGGCUAUUCAAUAUUUAUCUAUUCCAGUUUAUACUAUCUUUAAGAAUUUAACUAUUAUUUUAAUUGCUUAUGGUGAAGUCUUAUGGUUUGGUGGUUCUGUUACUUCAAUGACUUUAGGUUCUUUCUUAUUAAUGGUUUUAUCUUCUGUUAUUGCUUGGUAUGGUGAUACUGCUAAUGCUUCAACUACUGCUACCCUUUAUGAAUUAUAUAUUGGUUACUUCUGGAUGUUUGUUAAUUGUUUUGCUUCUGCUGCCUUUGUUUUAUUCAUGAGAAAGAGAAUAAAGUUAACUAACUUUAAAGAUUUCGAUACUAUGUUCUACAAUAACUUAUUAUCAAUUCCAAUUCUUUUAAUUUCUUCUUUUAUUUUUGAAAAUUGGUCUGCUGAAAAUGUUGCCUUAAAUUUCCCAGAAGAUAAUAGAUUUGCUACAAUUGCUGCUAUGGUUUUAUCUGGUGCUUCAUCUGUUGGUAUUUCUUAUUGUUCAGCUUGGUGUGUUAGAGUUACUUCUUCUACUACUUAUUCUAUGGUUGGUGCUUUAAAUAAAUUACCAAUUGCUUUAUCUGGAUUAAUAUUCUUUGAAGCUGCUGUUAAUUUCUGGUCUGUUUCUUCUAUCUUUGUUGGUUUUAUUGCUGGUUUAGUUUAUGCUGUGGCCAAACAAAGACAACAAAAGCAAGCUUCCCAAUCAACUUUACCAUCUUCUAAGUAAGAUUCCAUUGCAUAGCUUCAUUGAAUCAAGUGAAUAGUUGAAUAAUAGACUUUCAAUGUCUUAUUUAUUUCUUUCUUCUUUCUUUCCUCUUUCUUUCUUAUCUCUACCAUCUAUUCUCACUUAACUAUAGAGUUUAAUACCUUAUUCCCAUAUUUUUUUAUUCUCCAUUCUCAUUAUCUAUUUUUAUCCUAAAUCAUCCUCCUCUACUUUAUUACACUCCUUUAUAUUAUAUUAUAUUAUAUUAUCUUAUAUCCUAUAUAGCUAUACAUUAUAUAAUUGUUUUUAUAAAUUCAUAUGCUUAAUAGUUAAUUGCUAAUAGUUAAUAGUUAA
Molecule: messenger RNA, 1683 nt
Organism: Scheffersomyces amazonensis
Lineage: Eukaryota; Fungi; Ascomycota; Pichiomycetes; Serinales; Debaryomycetaceae
Gene: VRG4
Product: GDP-mannose transporter
Exons: 1
Coding region: 250-1353 (367 amino acids)
Cellular component (GO): Golgi apparatus
Molecular function (GO): antiporter activity; GDP-fucose transmembrane transporter activity
Source: RefSeq, a predicted model, not a curated record